AUGAAAGUGGAACUUGCUCAGGAAGAUGUGNACCUGCCCACCAUUGAAGAUACCUACCGCCAGGUGCAGGGCUGCAACCACGCCAUGGGUGCCCUGCACAUCACCGACACCACUGGCGGCCACCGCUACCCAGAUCUGCAGCGCCUUGCCAUUUCCAGGGGCCAUGCCUUCGUCCUGGUCUACUCAGUCACCAAGAAGGAAACCCUGGAGCAACUGAAGCCCUUCUAUGAGCUGAUCCGCAAGAUCAAAGGCAGCGAUCUGCAUAAGUGUCCUAUCGUGCUGGUGGGCAACAAGAGAGAUGACAGGUACCACAGGGAGCUGACCCUCAAAGAUGGUGCUGCCCGUGCGCUCGAGUGGAAUUGCGCUUUCCUGGAGACGUCGGCCAAGUUGGAUGUCAACGUGCAAGAGCUGUUCUACAUGCUGCUGAACCACGAGAACCCUGACGCCUGCCCCGAGAGUCCUGAGAAGAAAUCCCAGAAGCCCAAGACCACCGAGAAGCGGCUUGGCAAGUGCAUCAUCAUGUAAGCCCAGAGUGGUAAAAGCCGACGGUAUCCUGUAGUGUGCAGAAAACACAGAGUAAUCCCGUCCUUCCGUCACCUAUACUGACUGAUAAUUGUGCUGUGAAUUGGGCUAUAACAUCCAGAUGUCCAUACAUGUGCCUUGUAUGUUGAUAACUUUUAUUUCUCUCAGGCAGGACAAUUCAGAUGGUUAAAGCAUUAGCAUUCGUGGAAAAGAGGAGAAAAGGAGCACGAUGCAUUUAAAGUAAGACUUUGUACAUAAAUUUAGAAAGAGAAACGUUUUAGAAAGAAUAAAAUACAAAAAUGUUUUGAAAGAUACCACAGCCCUUUUGUAACCCUUGUAUUGUGUAUUAUUUAUAAACAUGUCAAUUUUUGUAAAUGUGUUUUCAUAUCCUUCCACUGUGUAUUUAUUGUUAAAAAAUGUGUUUCACAGCAGCUUUCAAAUAUUGCUAUGAGAUAGAUGUACUAAACAAAACUUAAGAAAAAUAAAUCCCCUAUAGAUUGAUCAUUGGGAUUGGAAGCGGAGACAAUUAUGAAAGUGGAACUUGCUCACAAACAUGUGGUAGCUGUUCCUAAGUCAUUAUGAAAUGUUUCGGUAUUCCACAUUGUUUUAAAAAGUGUAACCGCUGUUAACUUAAUAAAGAUUUUCCUGCAUGCAA
Messenger RNA from Galeopterus variegatus (Sunda flying lemur), 1177 nucleotides. RefSeq names its product GTP-binding protein Di-Ras3-like. The coding region runs from base 1 to 525 and encodes 174 amino acids. Gene Ontology annotation, molecular function: GDP binding; GTPase activity; GTP binding. Lineage: Eukaryota; Metazoa; Chordata; Mammalia; Dermoptera; Cynocephalidae. The record is from RefSeq and is a predicted model, not a curated record. Gene Ontology annotation, cellular component: plasma membrane. The transcript is spliced from 2 exons. Gene Ontology annotation, biological process: signal transduction.